AUGGCAGCUGAGCAAAAGGGACGGAAUAUUGUUAUCAUUGGUGGCGGAAUCAUAGGAUCGACCACAGCAUACUUCCUCUCCCACCAUGAAAACUUCAACAAAGAUAGAGACACAAUUACCUUAUUAGAGGCCACAAAAAUUGCAGGCGGCGCAUCAGGUAAAGCUGGCGGUCUCCUUGGGCUCUGGGCUUAUCCAUCCUGCAUCGUGCCACUGAGCUACAAACUGCAUGAAGAACUCGCGGAGAAACAUGGUGGUGCGGAGCGCUGGGGCUAUCGAAAAGUACAUGUUGGGCAGAUUGAUAUGUAUGGUGUGCUCGCCAAGCAGAGCAAAGAUGUGAAGAAGAGCGAGGAUUCCGUCUCACUGCAGAAGCGCACGCAGUCAGCAAAGGCAUUAUUGCGCGCAGCCGGCGUGCCCAAGGACUUGGACUGGGUAGCUGCCGAGGGUAUCCAAAGCUACGAAGAAAUGGGCACCCCAGCAACAACUGCUCAAGUUCACCCGUACCAAUUCACCACAUCUAUGGCUUCGCUGGCCGAAGAGCGCGGAGUGAAACUAAUCCUCGGCUCAGUGACGGCUAUAAACCAAUCUUCCGGCGCCGUCACCUCAGUGACUUACAAGUCCAAAGACAGCGAAGAGGAAGUCACCAUACCAGCAGACACCGCCAUCCUAACCACCGGCCCCUGGACAAAAUCCCUCUGGCCCACAGCUCCCAUCUCCGGCCUGCGAGCCCACAGCGUCACGAUCCGCCCCUCCCGCCCGGUCUCGCCUUACUGCCUCUUCACAUCCAUCACCACCGGCACCUCCACAGCCACCCCAGAAAUCUACGCCCGCCCCAACGCCGAAGUCUACGCCUGCGGCGAGGGCGACACACUCAUCCCCCUCCCCGCCUUAUCUUCCUCCGUAGAAGUCGACCAGAGCAGGUGCGAAGAUAUCAUCAGUCAAGUCAGCAGUAUUAGCGAGGAAUUGCGCGACGGAGAGGUUACUGCAAGACAAGCGUGUUAUCUCCCGAAUGUCGAAGGAAGAGGAGGAGGGCCGAUUGUGGGGGAGACGAGGGUGAAAGGAGUGUUUUUGGGCACGGGGCAUACGUGUUGGGGAAUUCAGAAUGGGCCGGGAACGGGGAGGGUGCUUAGUGAGAUGGUUUGGGAAGGCAAGGCGAGCAGUGCGGAUGUGAGGAGUUUGGCGCCGGGACGGUGGGGAUUGUAA
Parastagonospora nodorum SN15 is the source of this 1200-nucleotide messenger RNA. RefSeq lists its product as hypothetical. Lineage: Eukaryota; Fungi; Ascomycota; Dothideomycetes; Pleosporales; Phaeosphaeriaceae. The coding region runs from base 1 to 1200 and encodes 399 amino acids. Gene Ontology annotation, molecular function: oxidoreductase activity. Gene Ontology annotation, biological process: retrograde transport, endosome to Golgi. The transcript has 3 exons. The record is from RefSeq and is a predicted model, not a curated record. Gene Ontology annotation, cellular component: late endosome; cytoplasm.